Messenger RNA from Mycotypha africana, 327 nucleotides. RefSeq lists its product as uncharacterized. The transcript is spliced from 2 exons. Bases 1 to 327 code for a protein of 108 amino acids. Lineage: Eukaryota; Fungi; Mucoromycota; Mucoromycetes; Mucorales; Mycotyphaceae. The record is from RefSeq and is a predicted model, not a curated record.
AUGAGUAAUCACUCUUGGCAAUCUUUUACCGUAACCUUCUUUGCUGCCUCUACGAAACCAAGCACCAGUCUAUCUUUGUCGCUCGUUUAUCCUUUGAGAACGUCAAUCCUGGUCUGGGCCCAAUUUUUCUCUCAACAAUUUAACUCGUGGUAUUCAGAACAAAUUCACAAACACUGUGGUAAUUCUUCUGAAUUCAAUGUCUUGGCGAUUCACCAUUCCAUUUGUCGGCUUGACACUUUAUAUUCUGAAACUUUUGAUAUGCAUAACCGAAACGUUGUAGAUCGUCAAUUUGUCACAUCCGUUAAAGCAGGAUUACAAAGAAUUUGA